AUGGCGCGACGCGCGGAAGAUCGGGGAAGGACGCCGAUCUGUACGGACGCGGCGAGCUAUCCGUUCCGGCUACGUCCCGCCGUUAUACAAACGCCUGUUAACUCUCCUCUAUGGCAGAGGCGUGCGCGCCGCGUUCCAGUGUUGUUUCUCCGCGUACCAACGUCCCCCCUUCCAGUGGCUCGUUCUUCUCCGUCCGCACCCCUCCCCACUCCUGCCUGCCCCUUACCGCAUCCACGAGACGUUCAUUCAUUAAAACCGGGAGACCGCGUGCAUUCUCAAUUUUAUCGAUGCCCCGAUCGAGCCGACGCGCGCUCUUUUCGUACUUUCGCCUCGCCGCAUCCUCCGUUUCUUCCUUCUUCGUUUCCCAUUGAUGGACCGCCGUCGAACGCGGUUCCUCGCGCUGCCAUCAGCCCCUCGCUGUAUCCACUUCGUCGUUCGCCGUCACUUCGUUCGACUCUGUGGCUCGUCCUCGCGUCCGUCGCUCGGCGACCGGAUUCCGCGAACCAACCUCGCCUGUCCGUAGGUGUCGAGGGAAAAUGUCAAGGAGAAGGUGUCGACUCAGCGAUAGGAAGCGAUACGAAUCGAUACCGGACGAUAGAAAUCGCGAGUUUGUUCCUCGAUCGAAUCUACGUCUCGUAUGCCGCGUAUCGUUUCGCCAGCUUCUCGCCAUUCACACGAUUCGUCGCUCGUAAAAUCCAGUUGCUCGAUAUACGUACGCGUCGAUCGCGCUUUAACCUUCCGCAAAUCUGGCAGGUCGAAUCACUCCGGUCGCUAUUUCGCGGCGGUCAUCCGCUUCGACGAUCUUCCUCGUCGCGUCGUUUCGCGGAAGCGCGUCCUUCGAUACGGGUCCAUCGUCGACGAACUCGUUGGAGCAAACGCGGAAGGAAAUUCUAUCGCGCGAGCAAAGGUCGAGGAGAAACCGAGGGUGCUCGAGGGUUCUCGCUAACGAGAAAUCGGAAACCGCGAGCGGUCGCCGCGCCAGUUAAUCGGAAUUCGAUUCGAUCGAACGGACUACUAACCGGUUCGUUUAAAGAGUCCUCCCGUUGUCGCGUGAUUCCGGCCGACCGACCAACUCUGCGAGCCGAGAGACAAGAACGCGGUCGACACGAUUUUCGUCGCGAAGCUCGUUCCAGGCUUAUCCGGUGGAAGACGAAAUGGGUCGAAUGGUUGCGGCGCGAACUUUAGCUGGCAGACUCGUACAGUCGGUCCGUCCGGCACCGAGUGACCGCGAUAAUAGGACCUAUGACACGCACGUACGCGCACACACGCGGUCGCCCAAGUUAAGUGGCCGGCACUCGCUGAAAAUAAUGUUCAAUUCCGACGUAACAGCACCUAUGACCCUGACUCUUCUCGGUUUACCUUGAGCGCUCAUUCGGAAAUCCCGAGGAACGGUCGAUCGUCGAGUAGGCGGUGAGUCGACGGUACCACACGACGUUUCGUCGAAUUCCAUCGCAUCCGUGUCGCUCGUCUAAUCGUCGUGUUUCCGCGAUUCGCGAUCAUCGUGCCGUCUCUUCGAGAACGCGAUCCACCGAGCUAGCCAGUUGUCAGCCGAAAUAGCAACGGUCGAUUCAUAGACGCGACCGUGACGUUCCUGACCCUCGAAGGGCAGAAAUGGGAGAGAGAGAGAGAGAGAGAGAGAGUAGAAUCUCUCGGGCCACUUUCAGCCCGCGUUGCGCCGCAAUCGGAUGUAAAUGCGAUGCAAAUUUGGGGAAGCGGGGGACGAAGAGUCGGAAGCGCGGAGCGGCGCUAUCGAGCUAGCGAAUGUAUCGGGUGGCGCGAUAAACUAGAGCGCCGUGAAGCGGAGCGAAGCCGGUUCGAUACCGGCCCGAAGGGAUUGCGGAGCACGAAUUCCGGCCACGGGCCCGCUGACAAAUUUAACGACCGUUCUCCCCGUCGGUCGAACCACGCCACGCCGACGAAAUAUUUACCUGCGGGAAACUCCAGCUCGAUAGCCUGCAUUUAGUGUACCGACACGCUCGAUGCGACGAUACGCUCUCUCUUCCCGCCGCCGCGUUACGUAUUCAGAGGACGUCGAUUCUGGCCCCGUCGGGAUCCUAUCCAUGUCGCGCGUCCCCUCUUUAAUUGCUCGAUCGAGCAACGGUUUCCCGAGCGUUUCACCGAUUACCGCCUUUCCCGAUAUUCGAACCGAUGCUCCACGCCUUCCCAACCAGACCUCCUCGCGCUUUCUUCGUCGCAGUAGCGAUCGAUCCGCUCGGCGAUCGCCGUAGCUACCGGGUUCGUGACCGAGAACUCGAGCCGAUGGCGUUCGGACCAACGCCAAACCCGAAUUAGAUCGUUAUCGGGGGACGAUUAUCGUUCCUCGGCCGUGGAAUUCGCGAGGAAAAAGCGACCGCACACUCCAGUACCGGUGAUCGUGGAAAUCGCCGUCGAAAAACCGGUACGACCGUUUCUACCCUAUCGUUCGUCGAACGUAAUUCGGCGGCUGGAACCGCUCUAGAGACCGUUUCGUCCCGGUCUUGUCACCGAUGGAAAGUUGUCCGAAAAUCGAGUUACGUUGACUGGAAUCGGCGUUCGAUGGCGGAGAACGUGCCGUGCGAUUUGCGUGUCUCCGUGGCGUCGGUUCGAUUUAGGCUGGUCGAUUCGAGACGCGGAUCAGCCUUCCCUUUCGAUCAGCCGCGUGGGAUUUUCAUCCAGGCGGUGUACGAUCGUAGACGAAUCUCGUUUUUUCCACUUCCUUUCUCGAGCUCUCGUAGCUCUCGUCGUAUUUGGUAAACGCGACACACGGAAGCGUGCCAAGCAGAUGGGAAGGAGCUCGCAAAAAGUCCUUCCUGAAAUCCAAUUCCAGGCUCGGCCACUGGGACGGUUGGUCGACGAGAUCUUGUCCGAAGGGUGAGCGCCUCGAAGAACGGGAAAAAGAUGGGGCGGGGAUGAGAAGAGAAGGGAAGCUAGGCGCGUAGAGACAGAAGAGAGGCGAGGGCAGGGUGUGACUCGUUUCCUGCCUCGUGGAUCGUCGUCGAUCGUCGAUCGUCCCGUGGAUCCCUCCUGUGGACCGAGUAUCAUCGCGGUCGUCCUCCGGGAUUCGAUUUUCGACGGUCCUCGCGGCACUUGGAACGCGCGGAACGAGCGGUCCGCCGAUUGCUCGCGAUCCAGACCCUCGGACCGCCUUCAUUCUCUUCGGAUUCGAGCUUACAGAUUUGUCUCGUAGCGUGCUGCUGCAAGCGAUCGUUCCAGAGUCCUGUCGCAGCCAGGCGCAUCGUGUCAGUGUGGAAAUGCAUAAUUAUAUAGAAUUACGGUAUAAGUUGUGUUAAAUCAAUGUUAAUCGCUGUAGCGAAGUGGGGUAUUACAAUAAAUACAUUAUUUUAUGUAAAA
Molecule: messenger RNA, 3330 nt
Organism: Bombus terrestris (buff-tailed bumblebee)
Lineage: Eukaryota; Metazoa; Arthropoda; Insecta; Hymenoptera; Apidae
Exons: 4
Coding region: 1-1185 (394 amino acids)
Source: RefSeq, a predicted model, not a curated record